Molecule: messenger RNA, 891 nt
Organism: Monosiga brevicollis MX1
Lineage: Eukaryota; Choanoflagellata; Craspedida; Salpingoecidae
Exons: 8
Coding region: 1-759 (252 amino acids)
Biological process (GO): rRNA processing
Cellular component (GO): small-subunit processome; nucleolus
Source: RefSeq, a predicted model, not a curated record
AUGUCCUCCUUUGCGAAAGCUGCCAAGGCGCAACGCCGCGCCCAUCGCGAGCGCGCUCAGCCGCUGCAUCGCUCCAAGUUUGGGCUCUUGGAAAAGGACAAAGAUUGGAAAACUCGUCGAGAUGACUACAAAUCCAAACAGAAGCGCCUGCGUGCCCUUGCCAUCAAGGCCCGCGAACGCAACCCCGACGAAUUUUAUUUCAGCAUGGUGAAGCAGCAAACCAAGAAUGGCCGCCAUGUUUUGAAGGACGACGAACUAGAACACUUGACUGCUGAGCAGCUGCAGGUGUAUCGCUCCCAGGACCUGGGAUACGUGGGCAUGCGCUUGACUCAGGAGAAGCGUCAGAUUGAGCGGCUACAAUCCGAUCUCCACAUGCUCGUCAACAGCCAGGGUAGCGGUCAUGGCAAGCACACAGUCUUUGUCGACUCGAAACAACAACUCAAAUCAUUUGAUGCUGCCAAGCACUUUGAUACGCCCCGAGAGCUACUCGACCGACCAUUCAAUCGGUUGCAUACUAAGCAGUUGCAGGAGACUGAACUCGUCAUGCCGGAGGCGCGUGCUCGCAAGAAAAUGAAUCGUGCUCGUAGCCGAGCGUACGAGGAGCUGGCGGAGCGCAAGGAUCGCGUCACUAAGAUUGCCAAGGUCGCCAACACUCUGCAGCUUCAGAAAAAUUUGGCUGAAAAGGGUGCACGCACCAAGGUCAAGGGCGGCAAAGGGAAGGCCCCCGUGUACAAAUGGAAGCAACAGCGCAAACGAUAGCAACUUGAUGCUGGCUGUUCGUGUUGCAUCCUGCCCCCGCCCCCCCUCUUUUUUUUUUUGUGUCUUAUGAGUUUAUGAAAGAGUGUGUCGACGGUUCUGUUCCACGGCUCUAACAAUCGAUCUCGCUGCGGU